AUGAGAGAAGACCUGCCGAAGAUCCCUAUAAUCGAUGAUCCGUUAUUUAGGAGUAUUGCGACAGGCUAUAAUUCGAAUAAUGAAUCAUGGGAAAUUUUAGAAUAUUUAGGAGACAGGGUGCUCACAUCUUGUCUCCUAAAAAUUGCCGGGCCGCGCUACAUUCAAAGAUAUAAGCCAAAGCACAUUGAAAUGG
Molecule: messenger RNA, 193 nt
Organism: Racocetra persica
Lineage: Eukaryota; Fungi; Glomeromycota; Glomeromycetes; Diversisporales; Gigasporaceae
Source: the annotation of a GenBank genome assembly